This is a messenger RNA of Peromyscus eremicus (cactus mouse), 2892 nucleotides long. RefSeq names its product estrogen receptor binding site associated antigen 9 (gene Ebag9). Gene Ontology annotation, cellular component: secretory granule. NCBI's taxonomy places the organism in Eukaryota, Metazoa, Chordata, Mammalia, Rodentia, Cricetidae. Bases 1112 to 1780 code for a protein of 222 amino acids. The record is from RefSeq and is a predicted model, not a curated record. The transcript has 7 exons.
AUUGCCCGGAUCUGGAAAGCAUUUUAAAGCAUCCAAAUUACAAAAUAGAAACAAGUAAAUAUUUUCCUAAUUGGUGAUCUAUAGGGUAUUUUAGAAACCAGACUGUAGCAAUAUGCAUAAAAUUAAAAUCAUUUCAAAUGAAAUAUGUAGGGAGAGCCAGGCCUUGGAAUUCUUCUCUUCCAAUUAAUCCUGAUUUAACCUGUUUAAAUUACUCAGGCCAGUUAUGGCCCUCAUCUAUUAAAUGGAAAUGGUGAAACUGUUGAAUUAUAUCCUGAACAUGUUAAGGGCCCAAGAACCGUUAAUUUCUUUUCGUUCAAGAAGUAUUUGAGCACCUAAAUGCUGGCAUUGGCUAAGAUUUAGAGAUAACAAACUGAGUCACACUGGUAGGGUCUUGUCUUUCCAGGCUCUUUUUCCUUUGAAUAAAGUAAAUGUAGGAAGAAACUCAAGACAAUUCAGUAGCAAAGAGGGUUUCUCUGUGCAGGGAAGUAUUUUCUCCUUAUCAGUGUAGCAUAUGUAACAUAGUAUGUGCUAAUACAUAUUCAUUCCUUUGAAUUGGCAACAUUAUAUACAAGUCCUGAAUAAAAUUUGUCUAUAAGCCAGUGUAAUUGAUAAAGUGUUGCUUAAUAGCUCGGUUACAUUUUCCUCAUUUUAGUGAAACUGGUUGGAAAUUUUAUCCUGGAACUUAUGCUAUCUCCCCUGAUUACUAAGGAUGUUUAUGACUAGUUUUUCUUGGUUUUCAAAUCAAAUUGAUGUAGGUUUGAAUGCAAGUAGUUAUAGGAAUGUGGAAACAUGUGCUUACUCUGUUUCUAUUCUAUAAAAUGAGGAAAAUAAUAUUUAUAUCACUAGAAAUAGUUCUGUGGAUUUGGUUAGCUAACAUUUAGAUAGUGCUUGGUUCAUAGUAGAUGGUUAGUGAAUUUUAGGUCUCUUUCAUUAAUUACAGAAGCACAUUUAUCACAGAAUCAGGAUAUUGUUCAUUGCUAUGGAGGAAUUCUGUUCUGUAAUCAGUAAUAAUCUGGUUCUCUGUUUUUUCAUUUAAACUUGAAAUCUUAUUUCUACUUUUUGGUGGAGUCAUUCAAGGUGACAGGUACUUACUGAGGACUUACACUUAAGGAUGUUUGAGAAGGUUUUGGCUCUCACCAUGGCCAUCACUCAGUUUCGAUUAUUUAAAGUUUGUACCUGCCUAGCAACAGUGUUCUCGUUCCUAAAGAGACUAAUAUGCAGAUCUGGCAGAGGAAGGAAAUUAAGUGGAGACCAAAUCACUUUGCCCACCACAGUUGAUUAUUCGUCUGUCCCUAAGCAGACAGAUGUGGAGGAGUGGACUUCCUGGGAUGAAGAUGCACCCACAAGUGUGAAGAUUGAAGGAGGGAAUGGGAAUGUGGCAACACAACAAAGUUCUCUGGAACAGCUAGAACCUGACUAUUUCAAGGACAUGACACCAACUAUACGGAAAACUCAGAAAAUUGUCAUUAAGAAGAGAGAACCAUUGAAUUUUGGUAUCCCCGAUGGUAGCACAGGUUUUUCCAGUAGAUUGGCGGCUACACAAGACAUGCCUUUCAUUCAUCAGUCAUCAGAAUUAGGUGACUUAGAUACCUGGCAAGAAAACACCAACGCAUGGGAAGAGGAAGAAGAUGCAGCCUGGCAAGCAGAAGAAGUUCUGAGGCAGCAGAAAAUUGCAGACAGAGAAAAGAGAGCAGCAGAACAACAAAGGAAGAAAAUGGAGAAAGAGGCGCAGCGUCUGAUGAAGAAGGAGCAAAACAAAAUCGGUGUGAAGCUUUCCUAACACACGCUCGCCUGUCACAUCCCAGUGCCAGUAGGAGAAGCCUGGGCCUGCAGCCUACAGGACAAGCAUUUGUAUGGACUGGAGAUCAUUUCAGAAUACAAACACUGCUUGAUCUUAAUGUGUUUGAGCCAUCCAGGACACCAGGAUUCUCCCACAAUACCUUGAACUGUUAGUAAUCAAGACUCAAAACUCAAAAAUAAUGAGACAAUUAUUUUCUUCAACAUGUUCCAAAUAUAAGACAGUUGUUUGCUAUAGAGAAGUUAUUUCAAGUGGAAUAUACCAGACCAGUACCUCUCAAGCUAGUGUUUCUAGCUGAAUAAAUUGGGUGUAAAUAAUUUUAUGGUAGAAAAGUACUCUGCUAUCUAUUAUGCUUUCAUUCAUUGUGCAUAAUUAUAAAAUAAUUUUAAUAGUCUUUGUUUCCAUGAUCACUUGACGUAAAUUAAACAAAAUAUAAGUAGGGCUUUAUACCCUCCUUUAUUUUGUUUUCAGGUAGUGUUGACAUACAUUUUCUAUAAUUUGAACUGGCAUUGUUUGGUACAACAUUAAGGAAUAUGAUGAUUUGGAUUUUUAAGAAAAAUAACAUUAAAUGCAAUAAUUUUAUUUAUCAAAUAUUUUGUAUAUCCUUAUUUUCUUUUGGAUGGUAUUGUAAUAUUAUAUAGAGCUGUAAUUUAUAUUGCAUGUAUAAAUGUUGAAAAUCAGCUGCAAUGACAAGUUUGUGUGACUAAGAACUAGGAUUAGUAGCUUUUCCCUUUCAUUGCAGAUGUCAAGAUGUUAACAGUGUCUUUAAGGACCAUAGUUCUUCAUCCUUCUUAAAAGCCAUUAAUUUUCAAAUGCAGAAAGGCUUCAGUUUCAUUUGAUUUUUUAAAAAGUGAUUCUGGAAGAUUUCUCUUUUUUGUUUGUUUGUUUGUUUUAAUAUCUUACAUAAUGCAGGGUACCUAUACAUUUGGCUAGAUAACAUUACUGAUUCAUUACAAACCAAGUUAUAAUUUUUUUGUUGGUGAUACUGAUUGACUUGUCUAAAGAAAUAAUUGCAUAUUGUGUUUUAUGGGGGAAAAUCAUAUCUCACAGUUUAAAAUGAAUACCAUUAAAUUUUCUCCACAAUUGAAAUAUAA